Messenger RNA from Ruditapes philippinarum (Manila clam), 5620 nucleotides. Its product is annotated as stimulated by retinoic acid gene 6 protein-like. Gene Ontology annotation, biological process: vitamin A import into cell. Gene Ontology annotation, molecular function: signaling receptor activity; retinol transmembrane transporter activity. The coding region runs from base 173 to 2239 and encodes 688 amino acids. The record is from RefSeq and is a predicted model, not a curated record. The transcript has 18 exons. Gene Ontology annotation, cellular component: plasma membrane. Lineage: Eukaryota; Metazoa; Mollusca; Bivalvia; Venerida; Veneridae.
UUGUGCGGUAAUCAGAUAAAUACGGCAAAUAAUUGUUAUCGCCACUUGGAAUAAAAAAAAAUGCAGUGGCAUAUAUUUCUUACAUUAUCAAGCCAAAACAAAAUAACGUUUAUUUGAUGAUCAAGGUGAUCUGACGGAGUCGACUUAUCGGAAAACAGACGAGGUCGAGGACAUGGCGACCACAACCGAGGAGCCAUUCUUUCAAUUUUGUAAAGACGCUGUCUUUGAAUCCACUUUUAGAGUGGAUUCCAACCACUGGUUCUUAAUUCCAGCCGUUGCCAUCAUGCUGCUAUUGUGUUUUAUGGAGAAGAGGAGGACGAUAAAACAAAACAUAAUGGGAGGCCGUCCCGGUCUUGUACGGCCGCUCGGAUUUUUGGACGAGCCUUCUAACCGCUGGGGUGUGAUGUUCGUAUUUGGGUCCGUGACCGGUAAUAUUAUACAAAUAGUACGAAAGGCGAUAUCUGACCAGUUAGACUGGCCGAUAUGGGCGAAAAUUUUUAUGGUAUAUAUUUUAUGUAUGGAGGCUAGUGUGAUAUGUUAUCCAUUAUUUGCCUGCAUGACGACACGUCAUAAAUUAGUUGGCGCUAUAGCGGGACUUCUUUACUCUUUAGCAUGGUUUGGUUCGGAGAUGUUUUCAAAUGUCGCGAUAGGAAUCUGUUUUGUGAAAUAUGUUGACCCCUAUAACGAUGUGAAGGUGUCAGCCCAUAUCCUCAUACAGGAAAUGCCCGUGGCAAUAUGCAACUUUCUAGUAGUGUUGAAGUUUUGUUGGAAACUGUAUAAAUGUUUAAGGAAAGGAAAUUACCAAAUUAGUUACGAGGAACAAGUGAAACUAUGUAAAUCAUAUCAUUUAACAUACGUAAAACAUCUUCUGAACAAACGAUCCUUUAAAUCUGACGAAACGUUGUCAUGGAAGCAAAAGAUACAUCGCAAGAUAAUACGACCUGAGCCAGGAUUCAGAUUUCCUAUUUCCAUCACGAUAACAUCAUUUAUGUCUGGUGUGCUAUUGUACAUGGUGAGUCUAUACUGUGCUGAGUUUAUGGAACUAGAAUCGAAAAAAUAUUACUUCAGAGAUUUUGAAGACCUUAUGCAAGCUGCCAAUGUUAUUGCUACUACGAUUACGUUGCUGUGUGGGAUAAGAAACAUCUAUAUCGUACUAAUGAACUACAGGCGAGACAUGCUCUUGCUGUACAAGGGUGAAAGGAACUUCAUCCCCGAUACUGUACAAACACCGUCGCCAAAUGUUUACAUGGCUCAAGGGAUGCGGUUCAUUGGAACAUCAAUUACGGGAAUGUUUUGGGGAACAGUUUUUUGCUAUCUACUUGUGUUUGUACCUUUGACGUUGAUGUUGAUGGUCAUCAAAAUGCUUAACUUGAGGAAGGAACUUGACCAGAUUUGGACUCAGUUUGAAUGGCUUGUAUACCCGGUGUGUAUCAUCAUCAUAUUUAAACUGCAAACUUAUUUGAUUGGUCGAUACUUCAUCCAGCCAAAAAUAAAUGUUGAGGACAAAUAUAGACCCCUAGCUGUAGAUAACAGGAAUGCUUACGACGUUGUCAACUUUUAUGCUAUAUUCCUUAACGCUAGCAUCGGACUCUUUACUUUCCUCAAACGUAUUUUACUUGGUGCAUUUUUGGGUGUAUUUAUGAUACCAAGAAUGGAUCGAAGCCUGCUAAUGCGAGGUUAUGAAGCCAUGGACAAAUGCUAUGUAAACUAUAUUGGAAUGAUAAUGGUCGACGUGGCACACAAUCACCCUGUAAUGCGCGUGUUUUGUUUCCUUGUGAAAAAUGCUGUGGAAAAUAGAAGAGAUGUGAAACCUUUGAGAUCUGCUGCGGAGAACGCUAUAUAUUGCAAUUUAACUAUCCCAGAUCACAUUCCAUCCGAAACAGGAAACAGCAUUGCAAAGAAAAGAUGGUUGCUUGCCUUUACAUUAAUUCGAAACCCUUCACUAGUGGCUCUGCGUGUCCGUGAAUGUAAAAGUAAAUCUCGGGACAAAACGGCGUUAAGUCUGACGGACAUUCAAUGUGUGAAUAACACAGCUACUGAUUUCCCGGAUAAUUCGACAGACGCUUCGGGAUCUUCCAUCAGAUGCUGCAGAAAGUUUAAGUUUGAGAUUCCUUCAACUCUUCUCAUCAAUCUGAUGGCUUUGAUUGUACUAAUAUCGAUGCUUGUCAUUUAUGCUGGGCUUCCAGUCUUGAUAAAUGAUUUGAUAAAGACGGCAAAAAUUCUUGUUACGGCGACAUAACGUUUGGUCUAUUGAUGUGCCAACAUAAAUUACGUUAUUGCGGUUGCAACAUAACUUACUUUAUAUAUAGUGCUCUUUCAACAUAACUUAUUUUAAUAUAUAUUGCUGUUUCAACAUAACUUAUUCUGUAUCUCAAGUUCUGAAAGAUGAAGACCAGUCUGAAGUUUCCAGCAUUUGAUUGGUUACUUCUGAUAACUAAUUUCAAUUUGGAUUUUAGCCAAUUACAGACAUUCAUUGUUAGACUGGUCUGAAAUUCUGUUUUCAUCUUUUCUGAACUAGAUUUUCAUGUUAUACAUUAUAAUCAAAAGUUUUUACCACACUAUAUAAUUAGAAUGAUUUAUAAUUGAUAGAUAUAUCACACUACAUUAGAGUAUUUUUUGAGGAAUUAUCAUUAUAAGGCAUAUAUUAUUUGAUUUUACAUGUCAGAGUUGUCAAUUCAUUGUUACAUAUGAAAACCGAACACCUCAGAGACUAGCCAAAAAGUUCUUUUUGGAAGUUUUCGGAGUUCAAAAGUGAAGAAUUAUAUGAACAAGUACGAACAGGAAACAACAGAUGCUUUGUAAGACAUGACAAAAAAUAUAUGAAGCUGAUAAAAUUAACAAAAUGGUAGAAUUUUUAGGAUUAUUAAAAAACUUUAUUAAAUUUUAUUAUCACGAAUAACUGACUUGGUUGAUACAAUAGAAGUUUAUUAUCACAAUUUAUUUUCAACAUGUUUAGUAUACUACGAGCUAUUUACCUUUAAUCUUUUUUUCUUCACAAUAUACUUCUCACUUCGUAAAAAUCAAGGGUCUGACAUGCUUAGUAGGUUGUGAUUACAUUAGGUGUCAAAAUAAAUGGUCAUUGCUAAUUGGAAGAUACUGACAUUUUGCAGGUUUAAUAAUCUUCAAGUACAAUAAUCACAUUCUUUUCAAUUUCCGGAUUUUAGAAAUUAAUUUGAACUGAUAGAACUUAAUUUUUACCUGAAAAUAGUUCGGAAAUUCAAAAUUUGGAAGUUCCGGAAUUUAGACGUUUCAAAUAUAUAGAAAACAGAAGGAAAAAUUUCGGAACCCUGAAAAUUGUUCGGAUUUCAGAAGCUUCCAGAUUUUUAGAAGUUCCCAAUUCGGAAGUAAGAUUGUAUCUAGUUGUUUGUUUGUUUGAUUGGUUUUUACGUCACACCGACACAGUAUAGGUCAUAUGGCGACGUUCCAGCUUUACUGGUGGGAGAGACCGCGAGUGCCCUUACGUGCAUUAUUUCAGACACGAAAGAUUAUCAAAUGAAUGGAGGCCAACAAGGCUUUAAAGCAAGUCAGUUUCAAGUUUUUCUUUACAUUUUUGAGUAAGUCUAAUUGAAAUAUUAUAUUAAAGAAUUAUAUUGCAUGAUAUUAAGAAGACCAAAACAGGUUUUGAAAAAGGCAAAUGUCAGUGAUGCACCAUUUUUGAAAUGAUAUCACCUGUUUACUUUAAAUGUUAGUGAUGGUAUCGUGACAACACUAAAUAUCAAAAAUGGACUUCUCUGUCUUUCAAUAUGGACAUAACCAUUCAUCAUUUUCAGGGUAAUUUUCAAAACAUGUACUGACUUAAUGACAAUCUGUUUAAAAUCAGCUCUCAAUAACGAUACGCAUCAACAUGUAAGAAAUAAGUAGAUCUGAACUGUAGUCAGAUUGUGAACUGAAUAGCAAACGUUGUUGACCAUGAUUGUACAGAAGGCAUGGAAUCUCUGGCUGAGUUUUUGGUCUUCACAUGUGGCAUAAUUAGGUAGAAUCUGUUGUCAUCAGCAGACUAAUGGUUAAAUAUGUGUAAUGUAAAGACAUAUGUAAUGGUUAUACAUGAUUGUAAACAAGUGAAUUCAUUAAGUAAACACAAUUGUUUUGUCAAGUGAAAUGUGACUUACAAUUUUAAUAAUCAAUAUGUAGGAGUAUUUCUGUUUUUAGUAAAAACAUUCCAUGUUCAAUUACAUGUAUUUUAUUAUAGUUUGUGAAUCAAGGAGGAAACUUUAAUAUCCUAAUUCGUAUUUGUUUUUUUAAGUAAUAUGCUUGGGGUUUUUUAGAGAGAAAAUCCACCAAACAAUUUAAAUGAUGAAGAUAUAGAUCAUUCUACUUUAUAAUUAAUCAUUCAGUAUCUUAUUGAAAAAAAAAUUGUGUGAGUUUAUCACAUUGUCAUAUAUAUGCCAGUUAUAUGUCUUAAAUAACUUAAAAUUUGUUAGUUUAAAUUCAUAUAAAAGAAAUGAAUGAAUGAAUGAAUGAAUGAAUGAAUGAAUGUAUGAAUGACUAUUUUAAGUAGUAUAAGGGAUUUUGCAAUAUCUUACGGAUUUGUGUAUGUUUUACCUGCUAUUUUGUUCUAGGUAUGGAAGGAAACUAGGAGACAAGUGUUUCAUAAAUGUCGUCUGCUUUGAUUCUACAUUAUAACAAAUACAGUAUCUCAUGAUAAUUUUAUAAAUACAUGUAUAUGUUCAGUGGAACUUAAUUUUCAUGAAAGUGCAAAAUUCAAUUUUUAAAUUUUUUUAUCUGACUUUGAAACACAUGCCUAUCAUACUUGUGUGUUAUAAUCCUGCAAUAAAUUUCGAGGAACCUAUUCAACUAGCUUGUGGAAUAUCGGUUGAAAUACUUAGUUGCCCUUAUCUGCCGGAAUAAGUCAAGGAUUGACACCUGAGGUCUCCCUUCCCAAAAUGAAGCUUGGAAAUUAACUCAGAGCUUUAUAGCGUUGGUAUGACUUGAAACCCAACAAGAAAAUAUUACUUAAUAAAAAUAAUAUAAAAUUGUUUUAUAUAUCUUGACAUUUCAUCAAAAAUAACAGGAAGUUAAGUACAUGUAAGAAUGUAUUUGGUUUUGUCUGAUUUUUGCUAACAAGAAUAUGAAAGAGGAAAAGUUUUAAGUGUUAAGGUGUGUAAUUUAUUGUAAGAUUUAAAAGAUUGUUUUAUUUGAAUUUGAUUAAGCUUUUACAACUUGAAGUAAAUACUGUUUAGCUCAACUAUUUGAAAAAAAUGGAGAUGUCAUUCUUUUUUGUGGGCAUCGACUUUGGUGUAGCUCUUUGGCUUAAGUUUAGGGAGCAGUUUCUUGUACAGUUCCAUAUUUCAUCAAUCACUAUAUUUCUUGUGAUUUUAUAUGUCUUUGUGAUUAUAAUUGAAUGUCUCUUACAGAACUAUGACUUGAAAUUUGACUGAAUGAACAUUUGCUUCAUUAUAAAAAAACUUUUAACAAUGUCAUGUAUUUUGAAUGAAAUCUUUAUCUUCAUUCAUUCCUACAUUGGCCGGACAUUUUUUUCAUUAUCAAGCACUGAAAAUAGUCGAACAUGCUCUUAACUAACAGCUCGCAGUUUCUACAUGUUGUAAUUUCAAUAAUUGAAUCAUUUCAUUGAACUUGUCACAAAUGUAUUAAAAAAUAAUAAAAUAUAUCGAUAAAAAUA